Molecule: messenger RNA, 2877 nt
Organism: Poecile atricapillus (Black-capped chickadee)
Lineage: Eukaryota; Metazoa; Chordata; Aves; Passeriformes; Paridae
Gene: CHAF1B
Product: chromatin assembly factor 1 subunit B
Exons: 14
Coding region: 66-1853 (595 amino acids)
Biological process (GO): DNA replication-dependent chromatin assembly; nucleosome assembly
Cellular component (GO): nucleus; CAF-1 complex
Molecular function (GO): protein binding
Source: RefSeq, a predicted model, not a curated record
GCGCGCGCAUGCGCGGGGCGGGCUGAGGCGGGAGCGCGCGGGAGCCGCGGGCGGGCUCAGGAAACAUGAAAGUCAUCACCUGUGAAAUCGUGUGGCACAAUAAGGAGCCGGUUUACAGCUUGGACUUCCAGCAUGGAGCGGAUGGGAGGAUCAAUCGCCUGGCCUCGGCUGGGGUGGACACAGCCGUGAGGAUCUGGAAAGUGGAGAAAGGCCCGGAUGGAAAAGCCAUCGUGGAAUUCCUGUCCAACCUGGCGCGCCACACCAAGGCCGUGAACGUCGUGCGCUUCUCUCCCAGCGGGGAGAUCCUGGCCUCAGGAGGGGAUGAUGCCGUCAUUUUGCUGUGGAAGCUGAAUGACAGCAAAGAGUUGGAGCCGUUGGUUUUUCAGGAUGAAGAUGAAGCUCAGCUCAACAAGGAGAACUGGGCAGUCGUGAAAACUUUGAGAGGCCACUUGGAAGAUGUGUAUGACAUUUGUUGGACCUCAGAUGGAAAUUACAUGGCAUCUGCUUCUGUGGAUAACACAGCAAUCAUGUGGGAUGUCAAUAAAGGACAGAAAGUUUCAAUAUUUAAUGAGCACAAGAGUUAUGUCCAAGGAGUAACCUGGGAUCCUCUAGGCCAGUAUAUUGCAACCCUGAGUUGUGACAGGGUCCUGCGGGUUUACAGCACCCAAACCAAGCGAGUGGCCUUCAAUGUCACCAAGAUGCCAUCGGGGUCAGGAGCUGAAGGAGAGGCGCGGAGCUUUCGGAUGUUUCACGAUGACAGCAUGAAGUCGUUUUUCCGCAGGCUCAGCUUCACUCCUGAUGGCUCCUACCUGCUCACUCCAGCUGGCUGCGUGGAAUCGGGAGAGAACGUUACAAACACCACCUAUGUUUUCUCCAGAAACAAUCUUAAAAGGCCCGUGGGUCACCUGCCCUGUCCUGGCAAGGGAACUCUGGCUGUUCGCUGCUGUCCUGUGUACUUUGAGCUGAGAGGAGCCUCUGCUAAAGAUGAAACCAAUCCCAAAUCCCCCCCUGCCCUGUUUAACCUCCCCUAUCGAUUGGUGUUUGCUGUUGCUUCAGAAGAUUCUGUGCUUUUUUAUGACACUGAGCAGUCCUUCCCCUUUGGUUAUGUCUCCAACAUCCACUACCACACCCUGAGUGACAUUUCAUGGUCCAGUGACGGAUCCUUCCUGGCCAUUUCCUCCACGGACGGGUACUGCUCCUUCGUCACCUUCGAGGAGGAUGAGCUGGGAACGCCCCUGAAGGAAAAGCCCCAGAUCCAUCUCAGAGCUCCUGGUGCAGCAGCAGCAGACAAGAAAGCCAAGAAGAGCCACAAAGUGAUUUCCCCAGGCUCCAGGCUGGCAGAGGGGACCCCUCCCAGCAAGGACCCCCCAGUCCAACCCCGAACCCCCAGCACUGCUGGGAAGGAGCUGCCUUCCACCCCUGUUGGCAUCAAAACCCUUCCAGUGCCAUCCCCUUCCACCCCUGUUGGCAUCAAAACCCUUCCAGUGCCAUCCCCUUCCACCCCUGUUGGCAUCAAAACCCUUCCAGUGCCAUCCUCAGAGGAGAGGAGAAGCAGCCAGGCAGCCACCCAGAGCAGCAAAGCCCCCCAGCCCAGGAGGGUCACCCUCACCACUCUGCAGUCCUGUUUCAAAACACCCAGGAGGAUAAACCUGAUUUCCUUGAAGCCAGACACCCCAACCUCUGCAUAUCCAGACCCAGUUCCCAUCCCUCCUUCCUCAGAACAGGAACAUGAGAGGCCAUUGCCAUCUGAUGAGAAUCUCCAAGCUCCCCCAGCACCAAAACGUGCCAGGACUGAGGAAUUGUCCCUUCCUGCACCUGCUGGAGACCAAACAAGCUGUGAGCCCAACAAAUAAAGGCUGAGCAGACCCCUCACAGCCUGAAGUCAAAGCAGCCAUGUCUGAGUACAUUUCUUUUUGCAAAAAUUCAACCCUCAAUUCCCAGUUCAAGUUCCCUGUGCGUAUUUGAUGUAGAACUGUGAAGAAACUGCCAGUAGAAGACCCAGGUUUCAGGAAUGUGGUUCUGCAGCAGGAGAAAUAGUUGGGAAGUGACUCCAAGAAUAAGAAAAUCAGGGAAAUCUGGGGAUUGAAAAUCCAUCCAGUAAGCUGUGAGUCUCCUCAAUCCAUGUUUAGAAAGCAUUAUGUCUUCCAGUAACUGUCUGGCAAAAAGAAUCUAAUUCAUUCAUAAGAUCUGAUGUGCUUCAAGACCUAAAAAAAGAGGAAAUUGUGUCAUUCCAACAUUUUGUUUUAUUUCUUGUGUAAAACAAUGUUCACCAGUAGCUGAUUCACUGUGAGGCAGCAGCAAAGCUCAGGACUGGCAUGUGGAAGCAGAAAAGGGAAGAUUUAACUGCAAGAAACGAGAAAGCAAAAGGAAGAAAUCCUCUGAAGAGCUGCUGUAAGAAUGAAACAGCAGAAGGUUCUCACUUGUUUAAUUUCUAGACUUAAAUGCAGGUGUUAGAUUUUCCUGAGGCAGCAGGAUUUGAGUGUGUACAUUGAAAUUUCCCCUUUUUCCCCAACUUAACUCCCUUAGCCAAUAAAACACAAUCCAGUGGAUGGGAAAUUUCUACACCUAAAAUUUCUUUUUAGCAUUUAGUACUUCAUAAAAGCAGAAAUACAAAUGUUCCAGAAGUCUCACAGGGAGGAAAUAUUAACAAACACCUCUGUCAGUCCUUCAGGCAAAUGAACUCUUGCCUUCAAUUAAAUUUCAACAAUUAAUAAGCAGAAAGUUGUUGGAAACUUGGUGGGAUCUUUGUUUUCUUACUGUGAUGAGGAUGGAUCUUCAUUAGACUUAAUUAAACCUGGGCUUUUUUCUAGUGAAGAAUUAUAAAGAGUUUAAUCCUUACAUUUAUUUCUCUGGCUUGCUCAUAGAUCUUUUAAAAGA